GUCACACAACCAACACAAACAACUGGCUGUCACCUGUUUUUUUUAGUCGAGUCGAUCAUCUGGCGCGCUGCAUCGCGAAUUUCAUCAUCUUUCGCGACCGAACAGGCGGAAGGGUUAAAGUGGGUUAAAGUUUCUCCCUCCAGCGAGUCCUUCCACACGUGGAUAAUAUUCGCCGGUGUCUAACGGAACGUGCAAACUAUCAGGUACGCAAAAUAAGCCAGGAUGCUGCGGGCCGUUCGCGGGCUGUCUCCCCAACCGCAAACUAUCCUCGUGAUGUAACGCAUCACGCUCAUGCAAGGAUGAGUAGUAAAGCUCCAUCGUUCAACGAGACCCACUCGGAUAAGCUCGCCCGCAAGGCCCGCGAAUCGCCCUUCAUGCCGAUCGGGAUUGCCGGACUGUGCGCGGUGUGUGCCAUCGGUGCGUACAAAUACAAGCACCGGGGUGCAAUGUCCACGUCCGUGUUCCUGAUGCAGUUGCGAGUGGCCGCCCAAGGCACUGUUGUCGCUGCACUGUCCAUCGGUCUUGGCUACACGAUGGCAAACGAGUACAUCUUCAACAAAAAAGAGUAAUAAUUAGGAGGCUAUUAGGAUACUCAAAGAAGUGUAAAUAAGUAUUAAUGGAUAGAGCAAGACACUAUUUAUUCUCCAUUGAGUCCCGCGGCCACAUCAGCCCCCUAUGUUCCAAACCCCAUGUAACGACGCUACCGUUUCUGGUGCCAGGCACAAGAAAAAACUGUGAUUGAUAAGCUGUUAUCGAGAUGACAAACGAAGCAUGUAUGUGGAUGAUAUUGGAUGUGAGUGCCAGGCAUCCGCAAUGCACAGGCACUUGGGGCGAGAAUGCACAGGAUUGGUAUAUCUCAUUUAGUGUACUGAACGGGUUUUGCUAUCUGUUUUAUAUUUUCCUAAAACGAUCGAUUGCCUUAAUCUCCCAAACGAUUCGGACUAGAUUGAAGAAGAAAAAAAAUCAACCAAUAGUUUAAAUCUGGAAAACGAUUGAAAGUGUUUAGUUUAAAUGAAAGCUGCUUAAAACCUGGAACAAUAUAAACGUCUAUAUUACCAAGUGCAAAA
This is a messenger RNA of Anopheles stephensi (Asian malaria mosquito), 1067 nucleotides long. Its product is annotated as HIG1 domain family member 1A, mitochondrial-like. The coding region runs from base 300 to 569 and encodes 89 amino acids. Gene Ontology annotation, biological process: mitochondrial respirasome assembly. The record is from RefSeq and is a predicted model, not a curated record. Lineage: Eukaryota; Metazoa; Arthropoda; Insecta; Diptera; Culicidae. The transcript is spliced from 3 exons. Gene Ontology annotation, cellular component: mitochondrion.